Molecule: messenger RNA, 556 nt
Organism: Acanthoscelides obtectus
Lineage: Eukaryota; Metazoa; Arthropoda; Insecta; Coleoptera; Chrysomelidae
Source: the annotation of a GenBank genome assembly
CAGAGCGGUACAGAAUACGAUCCGUUCGCGGGCCCCAAAAUAACCCCGCGCGCGUCCAAGCGACGUCCCGCGUCGCGACGGCGACGCAUGCUUCAAAGACCUGGCGCGAAUCUCCCCACCAAUCCUCCGAUACGAAAAUAACCGCCGCGCCGCUCUCGAGUGGAAAACCUUUGCGAUGAUUAACAUCGCGCCAACAACCAGCUUACAACAUCAAGCCUCAGUGCUCUGGCCGUGGAUUGAACAACGCGCGGGUGCUUCACUACCACGUUGGUCCAUCAGCCAGUUCGAGAGACCAUCUGCGUGGUAGAUGGAAAGGGGCCCUAAGGAAGACGCCGCCGCCGCACCCGCAGUCGUCGUCAAAAAGGAACCAAUCAAUGACGAUAUCAAGAAACUGACCCAGAGGGUCAGGAAAUGGCGCUUUCACCAUGGCUAUGGAGAUGGAGUGGAAGGAGCCGAAUUGGAGAUGGUUCGACAGGAGCUGUCAAAAAACGACGAUAAGACCUAUGGAAGAUUGAUGAUGAUCAUCGAAGCUGACAAUUACCGACCUAACAGUUAA